AUGCAGGCUCUACAUGGGCUUGUAAGAGAUCACCAUUAUCACGAAGGUAUCCUAAUCGUCAAUGAUAGGUCUUGGAAGCCUCAUGGUCAUGAUACUAGGUUAUUAUUAUCAAUCACUACCACUACAUCGCUCAAGUUACGACAAGGUCCCCCAAAAAGCGAUGCAGAACGUGCUCUAGCAACAACAAGCGGUGUAACAUUGGAAAAGAAAAUACACAUUGAACAAGGUCAACAAAGGGAAAUAGUCGAUAAGACCAAAGAAUCAGCGAACACCAAAGUGGAACUUGAUCAAUCUGAAUUAAGCACCAUCAAUGCCACUUCGUCAACCCUUCAUGACUUGUGUCCAUCCGGCAUAUAUAUUAGCAUGGUCGUUGCAUACCCAGCUGAAGUGUUACAAUACCAACAUGUGCGCCCAGAUCCAGAGCCUGAAUUCGCUGCAAGUCCAAAUCUCAAACGGAUCAUCAUUAACGUCGACGACAGGAACAUUGGAAGUAUAUUCCCUGCUCGACACACCAACUUCCUUGAUAACCUGAAGAAAUGCAAGCGAAAACCAGGCAAUGAUUUGAGGGGGGAUAACUGGAAUAAGCCAUGCCUCAGGAAAACAGCUAAUAGCGAUGUAUAGAAUCGAUUCACUUUUUUUACCAUCUUGAGC
Lobosporangium transversale is the source of this 651-nucleotide messenger RNA. RefSeq lists its product as hypothetical. NCBI's taxonomy places the organism in Eukaryota, Fungi, Mortierellomycota, Mortierellomycetes, Mortierellales, Mortierellaceae. The transcript has 3 exons. The coding region runs from base 1 to 621 and encodes 206 amino acids. The record is from RefSeq and is a predicted model, not a curated record.